GAUUGGAGCCCGGGCCCAGGCUGCGGAGCGGAGACUGCGCUCCCAGCGCCCGCGGCCCGAGGGGGCGUCCCACGCUGAGGGCUGCCUGCUGAGAUGUGACCCAGUCCCGCCGCCCAUGUGCGCCCCCGGACCCUCAGCGAGGGUGGCGGCCAGAGGGGCCCCGGCAUCCGGCCUCCUGGCCCUGCUGUUCCUGCUGCUGGUGGCCGCGCCGACGGGACGAGCAGUUCCCUGUGUCUCUGGUGAUCUGCCUAAACCUACAAAUGUCACCUUCAUAUCCAUAAACAUGAAGAAUAUCCUACAGUGGAACCCCCCAGAGGGCUUACAAGGUGUGGAAGUUAGUUAUACUGUGCAGUAUUUCAUAUAUGGGCAGAAGAAAUGGCUGAAUAAAUCUGAAUGCAGAAAUAUCAGUAGGACCUACUGUGACCUCUCUGCUGAAACUUCUGACUAUGAACAUCAAUAUUAUGCUAAAGUUAAGGCCAUGUGGGGAACAAAUUGCUCCAAAUGGGCAGAAACUGGACGAUUCUAUCCUUUCUUAGAAACACAAAUUGGCCCACCAGAGGUUGCUUUGACUACUGAUGAGAAAUCCAUUUCUAUUGUUCUGACGGCUCCAAAGAAGUGGAAGAAAAAUCCAGAAGAAAGCUCUAUUUCCAUGCAACAGAUAUACUCUAAUCUGAAGUAUAAUGUGUCCAUAUAUAAUACUAAAUCCAAUAGAACGUGGUCCCAGUGUGUGACAAACGACACGCUGGUCUUCAGCUGGCUGGAGCCGGCCACUCUGUACUGCGUGCUCGUGGAGUCCUUCGUCCCAGGCCCUCCUCGCCUCACUCAGCCCUCUGAGAGGCAGUGCGUCAGUACUCUCGAAGAUCAGACAACAGCAUUGGAGGUUAAAAUCAUCCUCUGGUAUGUUUUGCCCAUAUCUGUUACCGUGUUUAUCUUCUCUGUGAUGGGCUACUCCAUGUACAGAUAUAUCCAUGUCGGCAAAGAGAAACACCCAGCAAAUCUGGUUUUGAUUUAUGGAAAUGAAUUUGACAAAAGAUUUUUUGUACCUACUGAAAAAAUUGUGAUUAACUUCAUCACCCUCAAUAUUUUGGAGGAUUCUAAAACUUCUCCCAAGGAUAUAAGUGUAAUGGAGAAAAGCAGUGAUGCAUCAGACCUGAAUGAGCCCAUCGAGGACCAGGAACACCAUUGGGAGGAUGUGGAGGUGGAACACCUUGGCUACGUAUCACAUGUGAUGGACAUUGUAUAUGACCUUGAGAAAAGCUCCAGAGGGGCUUCCUUAACCCAGCAAGAGCCACCCAGCAGAUCAAUGCCCAUGGGUAAAGCAGUCAUUGAAUAUGAAUAUGAUGUAAGAAGUAGUGACACUUCUGUGGGGCCUAGAGGACAGGAGUUCAAUUUGCAGGAGGAGGUGUCCCUACAAGGAAAGAUAUUUGAGCAACAGGCAACUUUAGCAGACUUGGGUCCACAGACACCGCUGUAUUCAUAUACCCCUCAGCUCAGAGACUUGGACCAUCUGCGGCAGGGGCAUGCGGACACAGAGGAGGGGCCAGAGGAAGAGCCAUCCACCACGCUGGUUGAUUGGGACCCUCAGACUGGCAAGCUGUGUAUGCCUUCAUUACCCAGCUUUCAACAUGACCCAGAGGGAUGUGGGCAUCCUGAAUCUGAGGGGGUCAGGGAGGAGGGCCUCUUAUCUAGACUCUACCAGGAUCGGGCUCCAGACAAGGCACCCGAAGAAAAUGAAGCCUAUCUCAUGCAAUUUAUGGAAGAAUGGGGAUUAUAUGUACAAAUGGAAGACUAACCCUCAAACGUCCCUUUGCCAGACCUCUACUGUUAACACAACGUCAGUCCAGAGAAGUGACCCAACAAUAAAGUACCUGAGAUAGAAGUUUACUCAGAUUUCUGUGUCAGUGAGAAUCACUUAUUGCUUUUAUUUUCAUAGCACUUGUUUAGUUCUGCCUCAUAUGGGAUUCCGUCAUGCAUGGGGGUCUCCCGCACUAGUGGUGGGCACCCAGAGAGCAGGGGCUGACCCUCUUUGUACCCAGUAAAUAUUCAAAAAUGUUGACCAAACUGGAUGCAGAAUUUAUUUAGGUGGGUAUACGGUAGUCUUCUUAUGUAUGGUUUUCUAACACUUGUGCGGUUUUUCCUGGCCUUUACCAACUGUGAAAGUGUUAGUCACUCAGUCGUGUCCAGUUCUUUGCAACCCCAUGGACUGUAGCCCACCAGGCUCCUCUGUCCAUCGAAUUCUCCAGGCAAAAUGUUGGAGAGGGUAGCCAUUCUCUUCUUCAGGGGGUCUUCCUGACCCAGGGGUCGAACCCAGGUCUCCUGCAUUGCAGGCAGAUUCUUUAUCAUCUGAACCAUCAGGGAAGCCCUUACCAAGUAUAUAGCACUGUAAAAAAAACAUUCCAUGAAGAUCAUUCAUAGUACAAGUGCUACUUUUUUAGAAUUUGGUUUGUUGCCCAAAUGAUGACAUACUUAAAACUUGCAAAUACCUCUAAGUGAGUGGGAAGUGGUCACAUUUAAAGACCCAAAUCCACUCUUUAGUCAUAAUAAUACACAUUCAGAGUGAAGGAAUCAGGCAGAGAUCUUGAUGUCACAUGAUUUGGACUACAUUAAGUGGAUAUAUUAAUACUUAAGGAGAAGUUCUGGAGUGUAAACAUAAAUUGUUGUUAUUAUUUUAUACUCAGAAAAUAUUCUCUCAAUAAUUUAGUGGGGGCUUUUUAGUAGGGAAUUAACCUAAAAGAAAAUGUCACAUUUUAUAAUAGAGUCUUACCUUUAUUUCUGGAAAUGUGUUUUUCCAAAUAUAUUUAGGUAGUCUAUAAACCAAAACAUAUUUAGUAGCUGAGUCAGUUACCGUUCAGUUCAGUUCAGUCACUCAGUGGUGUCCAACUCUUAAUGACUCCAUGGACUGCAGCAUGCUAGGCUUCCCUAUCCCUCACCAACUCCCGGGGCAUGUUCUAACUCAUGUCCAUCAAGUUGGUGAUGCCAUCCAACCAUCUCAUUCUCUGUCAUCCCCUUCUCCUCCUUCAAUCUUUCCCAUCAUCAGGGUCUUUUCCAGUUAGUCAGUUCUUUGCAGCAGGUGGUCAAAAUAUUGGAGUUUCAGCUUCUGCAUCAGUUCUUCUAGUUACUGUUAUUAUAAUGUUAAAUAUUCUAUUUGAAUGAACAGUGCCUUAAAGACUUCUUGGAAUUUAUGUGAAUGAAUAUCCCAUAACUGCAUAAUCUUAAAACCAGUAAAUAAAGACAUACAAAAGAAAUGUUGAGUUUAUAUGUAAGGGGGAGUGUAUUAAAAUUUUGACAUAGUUUACUGUGGGAAUGAAACUGUUUCAUAAAACAAUACCAACCUUGUUAGAUUCCAGUAACCAUUCCCACCUCCUUCACUAUUUGCCUAGAAAAUAAAAUUCAGUAGUAACACUGUGUUAAAAUAUGACAGAAUCUGUUAAGCCAAACCAUAUGAAAUUAUUCAUGUUUGACCUGCAGAGACAACAAUUUCCUAUAAUUUAUCUUACUGUAUGUUUGUUUUAAUCAUGAACUCAUGAUCCACUGAUGCUCUUUCAGGAAAACAGAUACUAUCCAUGUUUUCUUAUUUAUGUUCUUGGCACAGACAACCCUGGACUCUGAAGUCAUGGUCUUUUGAGAUUGUCCACAAAUCCAAACAGCUACUGAUCUAGCGAUUUAAUUUAGAGCAUAAUUCUAUUACCAGAGCGUCCUGUUUUUCUCAAUCUUUGUAAAAAUGAUGCUGCUAGUUUUGAAGAACAAAUGCAUUAUUAAGUAGAUAUGUGAGAGUGUAUGAAAGGUUUGACAUAAUAUACUGUGGGAACGAAUGUAUAUCAUAAAACAAUACUAUCCUAGUUAAACUCCACUAGCUAUUCCCUUCUCCUUCACCAUUUGCUUCAAAACAGACAGCCAGAAAAAGAGACACAGAAAUACAGAACAGACUUUUGAACUUUGUGGGAGAAUGUGAGGGUGGGAUAUUUCAAAAGAACAGCAUGUAUACUAUCUAUGGUGAAACAGAUCACCAGCCCAGGUGGGAUGCACGAGACAAGUGCUCCGGCCUG
This is a messenger RNA of Dama dama (fallow deer), 4046 nucleotides long. RefSeq names its product interleukin 20 receptor subunit alpha (gene IL20RA). Gene Ontology annotation, molecular function: interleukin-20 binding. Bases 116 to 1792 code for a protein of 558 amino acids. The record is from RefSeq and is a predicted model, not a curated record. The transcript is spliced from 7 exons. NCBI's taxonomy places the organism in Eukaryota, Metazoa, Chordata, Mammalia, Artiodactyla, Cervidae.